Messenger RNA from Frankliniella occidentalis (western flower thrips), 2254 nucleotides. It is a transcript of the gene Sse, whose product is annotated as separin. Bases 187 to 2052 code for a protein of 621 amino acids. The record is from RefSeq and is a predicted model, not a curated record. The transcript has 13 exons. Gene Ontology annotation, biological process: meiotic chromosome separation; proteolysis. Gene Ontology annotation, molecular function: cysteine-type endopeptidase activity. Gene Ontology annotation, cellular component: mitotic spindle; nucleus; centrosome. Lineage: Eukaryota; Metazoa; Arthropoda; Insecta; Thysanoptera; Thripidae.
ACAAGGAGCUGGAGUUUGAAUUUUUCCGUUUCACUGCUUCGUUGUUUAGUGUUAGGUUUAUUCUAAGUUAAGAGUUAAUGUCUGAGAUACUUAGCCAUCUCUGACAAAUAAGAGCUGAUGAAUUAUUUCAGUUUGAAACAGAACUGACUUCUUACUUGAAGUUUUUACGUAUUUACUACUCGUUAGAUGACAACACCUCCAAGCAAAAGUAGAAUGGAAUGUAAAAUAUCAGUAGAGGAUGUUGAUAUUACGGAUGAUGAAGUAGAGUGUCUGCGCACGAUCCUUGAAAAUUCAGACUCUGAGCCACCUGGACCAAUGUAUCAAGAUACUAAUAAGCACCUUGCUGAGCUCCUCAUGAAUUCUGGAAAUGAAGAGGAAGCGAACUACCAUUUAUCUGAAAGCCUUGGCACUACCCUACGUAAUCAAGCAUGUUCUCGCACGGAGAUUCAAAUAAAAAAGAGCAAAGGGGAUACAUCCAUGCUGCAAGAUCUAAUAAAACACCUGGAAUUUGGAGGGGGCUGUCACCAUGGUGUCACUGGGCUUAACAAGAGGCUCUCAGAUCUGCCAUCUGAAUGGACAGUACUUCAGCUUACUUUACAAUGGGAUCCACUGUCUCGCUUUCCUCCAAGAAAUAGAGAUGUAAAUCGUGGUCUAGGUACUUUCUUCACACGAUUCUCAUGUGGAGACAUUUCGCAUGAAAUGAAUGAUCUUGGCGAAGGUGGAAAGCCAAUUACUAUAUUCUUACCAACUUUGGAUGAUAAUAAGGAUCGGUUGUCACUUAUGGCAGCAAUGAGAAGUCAUCUGUCUAAAAUGACUAGUUCCAGGAAAGUACAAAGGAGUAAAAUUCAUGAGGAAUGUAGCCUUGGUGUUGAGGCAACUGUAAACGACAUGCAAAUGUGGAUAGGGGGAUGGCAUUGCUUAUUUUUUGGUAGACUAGCAAAUGAAAAACUACAAACUGUCAUAAAAAAUAAUGUGGACUCAAUAAUAUCCUCAUAUGAAAUUGAUUUGAGCAGUGAAGUGAAACAAGAUACUACGUCAAAGUCACAAAGAUUGAAACAGACUAAACAAAUCAUAAAUUUGUCAGAGAAGACCUUAAGGAUAUUGUAUUUAUUAGCUUCAUCUCCAGCAGUAACUCCAAAAGAAUUAUUAGUAGUAAUUUCUACACUUUUAGACGACCAGAGGUUUGCAGUGUAUUUGAGUAAGAAAAUCUGUGAAAUAACUAGUACACAUUCAGCUGCCUUACACGCAGCUAAACGACACCCAGUUGUACUUUUAAUUGAUGAGGAAAUGGACAUACUGCCCUUUGAAGUAAUGUCACCAUUGCAAGAACAACCCUUCACAAGAAUGCCCAGUAUCCAUUUCCUUCAUGCAUAUUAUUUGCUGCACAAAAACACUGUUAUUAGGAAUGGGGUUGAUACUGACAAAUGUUUCUAUAUUAUAAAUCCUUCAAAGGAUCUACCUCAGCUGGAAAAGGUAUUUACGUCUAUUUCGUCAAUUUCUUGUGUCCAAAAGUGGAAAGGUGUUGUAAACAAAAUCCCAACACCAGAAGAGGUUUUAAAGGGACUUCAAGCAAAUGACAUGUUUUUAUACUGUGGGCAUGGCGGUGGAAAUCAGUUUAUACCAAGGGAUAGCAUCGAAAGAACUGAUAUAAAAUCUGUUGUAUUCCUGUUUGGCUGCUCUUCAAGCAGCUUGGAGUGUCUUGGAGGAAGAGUAGAGAUGUCUUCCCUCUUCUACAGUUACUUAAUUGGUGGAAGUCCUUGUGUUGUUGGCAUGCUUUGGCAAGUUCUCGAUUCAGAUGUUAAUGCAAUGACUCAAGAACUGGUCAAAAUUUGGUGUUCCUCUGAAAAAUCCUCAGUGAAAGAAGCUGGUGACUUACAGGCGUUGGAAACAGAGUUUGGAAAUAUGAAGAUAAAUGCGUCCAAAGCAGGAAGACAAAAUACUGGAAAUUUAUCUGAAGCAGUUUCAUUGGCAAGAAGAAAAGCAGUACGUUUUCUCAAUCAAGCAGCUCUUGUAGUACGGGGUUUACCUGUGUUUUCCUUGAGCAAAUCAUAGCACUUACCUGUGAUAAACUACUUGUUCUUUAGAUAAAUUUAAAAUUCUGUCUAGAAAUUUGAGUUGUAUAUUCAGAUUGUAUCUAAAUCAUGGCAUACUUAGGAUAGGUAAUAAAUCUUAUCAAGAAACAAUCAAGUUUCUUUAUUAGUGAUGUUAAUUUGGUGUAAAUUAUUUCAGUCUAUUAAACUUUUAAAAAACUUAA